Equus quagga is the source of this 826-nucleotide messenger RNA. RefSeq names its product glutathione S-transferase P. Lineage: Eukaryota; Metazoa; Chordata; Mammalia; Perissodactyla; Equidae. The record is from RefSeq and is a predicted model, not a curated record. The transcript is spliced from 7 exons. Gene Ontology annotation, cellular component: cytosol. Gene Ontology annotation, biological process: glutathione metabolic process. Gene Ontology annotation, molecular function: glutathione transferase activity. Bases 123 to 755 code for a protein of 210 amino acids.
CUCAGCACUGGGGGCGGAGCGGGGCGUGCGGGGCGGGACCACCCUUAUAAGCCUCCAGGCAGCAGGCUUGAAGUUCCGCUGCCGCCGCCGCCGCCGCCUGAGCCGCUGUCUACACUGCAACGAUGCCGCCCUACACCAUCGUCUACUUCUCCGUUCGAGGGCGCUGUGAGGCCAUGCGCAUGCUGCUGGCUGACCAGGGCCAGAGCUGGAAGGAGGAGGUGGUGACCGUGGACACCUGGAUGCAGGGCCCACUCAAGGCCUCCUGUCUGUACGGGCAGCUCCCCAAGUUCCAGGACGGAGACCUCACCCUGUACCAGUCCAAUGCCAUCCUGAGACACCUGGGCCGCUCCCUCGGGCUGUAUGGGAAGGACCAGCGGGAGGCGGCGCUGGUGGACAUGGUGAAUGACGGCGUGGAGGACCUCCGCUGCAAAUACGUGACUCUCAUCUACACCAACUAUGAGGCAGGCAAGGAGGACUAUGUGAAAGCACUGCCCGGGCACCUGAAGCCUUUUGAGACCCUGCUGUCCCAGAACCAGGGGGGUCAGGCUUUCAUUGUGGGCAACCAGAUCUCUUUCGCCGACUACAACCUGCUGGACUUGCUGCUGAUCCACCAGGUUCUGGCCCCCAGCUGCCUGGACUCUUUCCCCCUGCUCUCGGCCUACGUGGCACGCCUCAGCGCCCGCCCCAAGCUCAAGGCAUUCCUGGCCUCCCCCGAGCACGUGAACCUGCCCAUCAAUGGCAAUGGGAAACAGUGAGGGCUUGUGGUGCCCUGGGCAGGAGGCAGGGGCUGUCUGCUUCCCUUUCCAAUAAAAUUUCCAAGAGAGAA